Klebsormidium nitens is the source of this 1281-nucleotide messenger RNA. NCBI's taxonomy places the organism in Eukaryota, Viridiplantae, Streptophyta, Klebsormidiophyceae, Klebsormidiales, Klebsormidiaceae. The record is from the annotation of a GenBank genome assembly.
GAUUUUGAUACUGAGGAAACCCGCUGCACAGCUUUCCUGGCCCCACUGAGAUACGUAAUGGCUCCGCUCUACGCUGUGACCACAGAGGACCACUAUGAUGAUUACAAGCGGGCAGAAACCAGUAGCAAGCUAGUGGGCGUUUUCUCCAGCAGAGAGCGCGCCUUGAAGGUCGCUAUCCUGCGUCUUAUCGAGGACAUACGAGAGCAACUAAUCGACAGAGCUGAUAACGAGGGGAAAUCACUGACAGAAGCAUUGCGCGAGUUCUGUACGAGCUGCACGGCGGAAUCGUUCGAUGUAAGCCAGGGAUUUGAGAAAGUGCAAGAGCUGGCAGAGGAGGUGUACGGAGAACCGGAGUUUACGAUGGAAUCGUCUGGAGUCAGGUAUUUUGUUCAGGAAAUCCCAGCUAUUGAUCAGGUUAUUGAUGGUGAGAUCCUGGCGGAAGACUUUGAUGAGGCCUGGGUUGAUGACCUGAAUGAUCAGGAGGAGUUCAAACCUGACCAUUCUGACGUCAGCUCUGAUGAUUUUGAGCUUGAGGAUAUGGACGAGGAGGAGCUGACUCUGCUAGCACAAGAAGCGGCAGAAGUUAAUGCAGAGGAAACGGGAAAGGAGUUAUUAGCGAACUUGUCUCUUCAACCGUACGACUUCCACGAGAAGCCCGUGGGCCACGCACAGUACCAAUUGUACAAAAGGUUGAUGGCUCCGCUCUACGUUGUGACCUUAGAAGAGCACGAUGAUGACUACAAGCGGGCGGAAUUCAGCAGCGAGGUGGUCGGCGUCUUCUCCAGCAAAGAGCGCGCCUUGAAGGUCGCCAUUCUGCGUCUCCUUGAAGAGCUGAAACAUCAUUUGUUCCGAAAUGAUGAUACGGAGGCGAAGGCCAUGAAACAAGAGCUGCAAGAGUUCUGUACGAGCUGCCAGGAGGAAUCGUUCAACGUCAGCGAGGGGUUUGAGAAACUCAAAGGCCUAGCAGAGAAGGCUUACGGGGAACCGGAGUUUACCAUGAAAUCCUCUGGCGUCAGGUGUUUUAAUCAGGAGAUCCCAGCCGUCGGUCAGACUGCCGCCUCCGCUGAUCACAUCAUCGACGGAGAAAUGCUAGAACCAGAGGACUUUGAUGAGGCCUGGGCUGACGACCUGAGUGACGUCGAAGAGUCUGAAGCUGACGAGUCUGAUUGCAGUUCCGAAGACUUUCGUGAGCUUGAGGAAAUGGAAGAGGACGAGGUAACUUUGUUACGGCAAGAAGCGGCGGAAGCGUGCCCGGAGAAAACGGGAACGGCGGCGUCUUGA